Molecule: messenger RNA, 3872 nt
Organism: Danio rerio (zebrafish)
Lineage: Eukaryota; Metazoa; Chordata; Actinopteri; Cypriniformes; Danionidae
Gene: tbx3a
Product: T-box transcription factor 3a
Biological process (GO): regulation of DNA-templated transcription; epithelium development; anatomical structure morphogenesis
Cellular component (GO): nucleus
Molecular function (GO): DNA-binding transcription factor activity; RNA polymerase II cis-regulatory region sequence-specific DNA binding; DNA binding
Source: RefSeq, marked validated
AAUAUCUGUGUGCUGGACGCGCUUCUGCUCUGCUGAAAUGUGUGUGUGCGUGAAAGCACGGGAGAGAAAGUGUGUGUGCGAGCGUGUGAAGGUGUAUACCUCCGACAAGUAAAGACAGAGGAAUUAUUCCGAGGCAUCGAAAUAUUUCAACACGUCUCUUUGGCAGGACUUGGUCUGGACGAUCUGAUUAUUAAGGGAAUGUCUAUUUUACUGACAGCCGAAGGAAGCGUAAAUACGCCGCGAGUUGACGUACAGCGUCCUUCAUUUUAGUGCUUUUAUUAUCAUAUAUUUAUAUAUUUUAAAUUUCAUUGUUCGGUGGUAAAAGACAACGAUUAAUGGAUAGCUGUUUCUCACGACACUUUGCUGGAACUCAGAGUUAGGGGAACCGCAGAUUUUAAGCGACUCUACAUCCAGGCGAUCGAUUUAAGGAACACCGCACAUCUGCAAUCUGGACUUCCCGAUGAGAGAUCCAGUUAUUCAGGGAUCCAGUAUGGCAUAUCACCCGUUUUUACCUCACCGGGGUCCGGAGUUUGCCAUGAGCGCAAUGCUGGGUCACCAGCCGCCUUUCUUCCCGGCACUGGCACUGCCACCCAACGGCUCGCUGUCGCUGCCCGGGGCGCUGGGCAAACCCAUCAUGGAACAGCUGAUGGGCGCCGCGGAGACCGGCCUGCACUUCUCCUCGCUGGGACACCAAGCCGCGCAUCUCCGGCCUCUAAAGACACUGGAGCCCGAGGAGGAGGUCGAAGACGAUCCGAAAGUUCACCUCGAAGCCAAGGAACUCUGGGAGCUUUUUCACAAGCGCGGCACCGAGAUGGUCAUCACCAAGUCGGGAAGGCGAAUGUUCCCUCCGUUUAAAGUCAGAUGCACGGGCUUGGACAAAAAGGCCAAAUAUAUUCUGUUGAUGGAUAUUGUCGCCGCUGAUGACUGCAGGUAUAAAUUUCACAACUCUCGCUGGAUGGUGGCAGGAAAGGCUGACCCCGAAAUGCCAAAACGGAUGUACAUUCACCCCGACAGUCCGGCCACUGGCGAGCAAUGGAUGUCUAAAGUCGUCAAUUUUCACAAACUUAAACUGACAAAUAACAUCUCCGACAAGCAUGGAUUCACGAUACUAAACUCCAUGCACAAAUACCAGCCAAGAUUUCACAUCGUGAGAGCCAACGACAUACUGAAGCUCCCCUACAGCACGUUCAGGACCUACGUGUUCCCCGAGACAGACUUCAUUGCUGUCACUGCCUACCAGAACGACAAGAUCACACAACUGAAAAUUGACCACAAUCCUUUUGCAAAAGGAUUUCGGGACACUGGAAAUGGGAGACGCGAAAAAAGGAAGCAGCUGGCUCUGCAAUCGAUGCGUUCAUAUGAGGAGCAGCAGAAAAAAGAAAACGGGACGUCAGACGAUUCCUCAGGCGAGCAGGCGUCCUUCAAGUGUUUUCGCCAGGCUUCAUCUCCUGCGGUCUCGACUGCUGGACACAAUCAUUUAAAAGAUUUCUGUGACAGCGAUGAAGACAGCGAUGAAGAAGACAAAGACGCGAACGCAAAAGAAGGGCCAGACUCCAGCAAAAUCUCCACCACCACCGAGGACUCCAAGGACCAGGACGCGGGUUUGGGCAAGAGUGUGUUCGGCGAGAGCGACUCCUCCUCGGGUCGCAGAAGCGAGAAGACCCGCGCGGACUCUCGGAGCCCCAUCACCCUCAUCUCCAGCACCACCCGCUCCGGAGAGGAGCUCAAGAGUCCGGUAAGAGAACCGGCCAAGACUACAGACGACUGCCGGACAGUGAGCAAGGAAAAUUACAUGCCAUUGACUGUGCAAACAGACGGCGCAGCGCACUUAAAUCAAAACCACUUGCACAAUUUCGGAUUUCCGCCGGGUUUGGCCGGGCAGCAGUUUUUCAAUCAUUUGGGUGGUGCCCAUCCUUUCCUCCUUCACCCCAGCCAGUUCAACAUGGGAGGCGCUUUCUCCAACAUGGCCGCAGGGAUGGGCCCCAUACUGGCCGCGGUGUCCUCUGGUGGAGUAGGCUCAUUGGACGGGUCCAGCCUGCCCUCGCCCUCACAGAGCCUCACCGGAGCCCCGAUGCCGUUUCAUCUGCAGCAGCACGUGCUGGCGUCUCAGGGUCUGGCUAUGUCUCCUUUCGGGGGUCUGUUCCCGUACCCCUACACGUAUAUGGCCGCCGCUGCAGCUGCUUCAUCCGCCGCCUCCUCCUCGGUGCACCGGCACCCGUUUCUGAGCGCGGUGCGGCCCCGGUUGCGGUACAGCCCGUACUCGUUACCGAGUGUCCCCGACAGCACUUUGCUCACGACGGCGAUGCAGCCCAUGGCGAGCAGCGGACUGGAGGUGAAGGGCGAUGGGAUGAACACCAGCCCCGCUUCCGCUGCUCUGGACUCUGAGGUCACCAGCCGCUCUUCCGGUUCUGUUUCACUGUCGCCGAAAACCUGCACCGAAAAAGAUUCGAGCUCCGAGCUGCAGAGCAUCCAGCGUCUGGUGAGCGGACUGGAGCCCAAGCCGGACCGAGCCCGCAGUGUGUCCCCGUAGGCCGGCGACUGGAGAGGAAAUACACGACAUUAUACACCCGUUUACAGGAGGAAAAACAGGCUCAGAAUGUACUUUGGGAAAAAUAAAGAAAUACAAACAAACACGUCAAAUGAUGCUAUAGAGAAAGGCACAGUUCACUCAAAAAUGACAAGUCUGUCAUCAUUUCCUCACCGGCCACGUGCUUCAAACCUGUGCGAGUUUCUUUAUCCUAAUGUAGAGAAAACCUGUAACCACGCUGAACAAUUUAUUUGUGUUGAAUUUAAACAAACAAAUUAAAUUUAAUGUAAUGUUCAACUUGGUUUGUUUGUUUAAAAUCAGCCCGAAUAAAUUGUUUACAAACCCUUAACUUAAAAAAAAAGUAAAUCCAAGCAAUCAUCCUUGAAUGAUUAUUUUCAGUGCAUUGACUUUUUUCUUUCUACAGACGUUUUUAGCUUUCUCCAAAAUAUUUAAUUUUGUGUCUAAUUAUUGUGAAGGAAGAAACUCAUUUGGUCUGGAGCCCCUUGAUGGUGAGCAAUAGUGAGUGAACGCUCAUGUUUGUGUGAACUAACCCUUUAAAUGAAAACGGCAACUUUGAUUCCCCCAACUAUAUUUGAAUACCACUGAAGUAUUGAACAGUUUGGCGAGAGACUGAAUGAAGCUGCUCUUCUGUGUGUUUAAUGUCAGGGUGACGGUAAUUUAAUUUAAUAUGCACUCUGAACAGGUUCUUACUUCAGCUUAUACCACUUUAUGAACACAGAAAGCACCACCGUCAUCAGGACUGCCGAAUUCAUCAUUUUAAUAAUAUUUUACAAUGUGACCGAGUCAGUACUUCUUUCAGUCUAUACUUAGAAUAUAUAUAUAUAUAUUGCUUUUUAUUUAAUUCUUAAAUUAAGGAAGGCAGUCUAGUCAAACAAAUGUUUUGUUUUAAUCUCUGUCCAAAGACCACUAAUUACUUAUUUGAUUAUCUGUGCGGUACUAAAAUUGUUUAUAAAGUCCAGCUUCGAGAUAAACUGGGAAAAGGGAUCAUAUGGAUCGAGAAUGGAUCGUAUGAUAAUAAAAUGUAAAUAGCGAUAUAUAUAUAUAUCAUAUUUAUGUAAUUAUUUCAUAAGAAUAUUGCCUGUAAAUAUAUCUGAGGUGCAUUGUUUAUUUGUUUGUUUGUUUGAAGGAACUUAAUUUAUUGUUGACAUAAAUGUAAAAUAGUUUGUGAGCAUUUUCCCUGUUGAUUGCGUCCUCCAGACUCUGGAUUUCACCCGUAACACCACAGUGCUAGUUUCUCUAGCGGAAAAAAUAAUGUGCCAUCGUUUUGAUUAACUGUUGUGUGUUUAAGUGCUUUGGUUCAAACAAAUUAAAGACGUUAACACCA